This is a messenger RNA of Panonychus citri (citrus red mite), 1144 nucleotides long. RefSeq names its product transmembrane protein 50A-like. The record is from RefSeq and is a predicted model, not a curated record. The transcript has 4 exons. NCBI's taxonomy places the organism in Eukaryota, Metazoa, Arthropoda, Arachnida, Trombidiformes, Tetranychidae. The coding region runs from base 158 to 634 and encodes 158 amino acids. Gene Ontology annotation, biological process: late endosome to vacuole transport via multivesicular body sorting pathway; protein targeting to vacuole.
GUUUUCAUUUCAUUGAUUAGAAAAAAAUUUCAGGUGAAAGUGGAAUUUUUUUUAUUAUCUUUCAUUGGGAAUUUUUUAUUUAUUCUUAGUGAUUAAAAUUAUAAUCAACUGAUCUCUCUAAUCUUGGGCAAGUGAUCGAUAUAAAUUGUGCUCUAAAAUGUCUGGUUGUUUAGAUAAUUUUCAAAUUAAUACACCCGAAUGGUUGGACCUUAGUGAGAAAAGGAAUGCGGUUUCAUCCAUAGUCGCUGGAGUAUUGUUCUUCACUGGCUGGUGGAUUAUCAUUGAUAUCAAUUCUUACUUUUCUUCAGAAGAUUUUAACAAUGCUUAUCACCUUUGUGGUAUAUUUGCUACUAUUUCUCUAUUCAUGAUCAAUGCUGUUUCUAAUGGUCAAGUUAGAGGAGAAACAUAUAACACUGGAUUCCUUGGUCAAAGAGCUGCUCGAGUCUGGCUGUUUAUCGGAUUUGUUCUUGGUUUUACUCCGAUUAUCGCUGCUACAUGGAUCUUAUUCGCUGCAUAUGUAAUCCCCAAUAAGCGUGUAAUCUACCCUGGUAUCGGUUUAUUCCUUCAAAAUGUCCUGAUAUUUGCCGGAUCUUUAAUCUUCAAGUUUGGUCGUACAGAGGAUUAUCUAAAUUAAAAUGUCAAGCUGAAUCAAGUAAAAAACAUCUAACUUACUAUGCUAAUUCCGGUCAAAAUAUACAAACACACAAAUACACCACCUAAUCAACAUGCAUCGACAAGUUGAAAGUCAAUUUUUCCAUCGCCUUUAUAUAAACUAUAUUCAAAUCAGUUGGUAUUUUUGACCCAAAGGCAAACCAAUUGAACAUCUUUGAGAUGAUUCAGAUCUAUGUGUAAGUAAUUAAACCAAUUUACCAUUCCUUUUUCACGGAUCAUCACUAAAUCCAUCGUCCAGUUAUUGUAAAUCCAAAUAGAAACUGAAAAUCUCAAUCGCUUCAUCAUCAAUACAUACAAUUUAAAUCUCCUUGUUGAUUAAAUUGAAUCAAUAAAAACAAAAGAGAUCACAAUCAAUUGGAAAUUCAAAUGACUGGAAAAUAAAUCAAGUAAAACCUAAAGAUAAACAAUUGUAACAUAAACGCUCAUUAAAUUUUUCUUUCACCAAUUAAAUUCAUCCAAAUAAUAACCAUAA